AAUGGCGGACGAAGACGUGGUGAUCACGGGCUUCUCGGCCUACUUUCCCCAGGCCAACCACCUGGCCGAGUUUCGGAAGAAGCUCUACGAUGGCGUCGACAUGGUCACCGACGACGAGGCACGUUGGCCCAAAGGGCUGCUUGGCCUUCCCAAACGGUCGGGCAAGAUCCGGGACCUGUCCCAGUUUGACGCGCAGUUCUUCGGCGUGCACCCGAAGCAGGCGCACGUGAUGGAUCCGCAGCUGCGCUUGUUCCUCGAGACGUCCCACGAGGCGAUCGUGGAUGCCGGCUACGACCCGGGCACGCUGCGGGGACGCAAGAUCGGCGUCUUCAUGGGCAGCGGCGAGCCCGAGACCAACGAGGCCUUCAACGUGGACACAAACAAGAUCGACGGCUGCGCCCUGGUUGGUGGCUGCCGGGCCAUGUUCUCCAACCACGUCUCCUACUCACUCGACUUCAACGGGCCGAGCUUCACUGUGGACUCGGCCUGUUCGUCGGCCAUGACGGCGCUCAACCAGGCCAUGCUGGCGCUGCGCUCGGGACAGUGCGAGGCGGCCCUGGUCGGUGGCUGCACGCUCACGCUCAAGCCCGCCACGGCACUACACUUCAACCGCCUCGGCACGCUGUCACCAGACGGCAAGUGCAAGACCUUCGACGCCGACGGGAAGGGCUACGUGAGGAGCGAGGCCGUGGGCGUGUUCUUCCUCCAGCGAGUCUCGGAGGCACGCCGCAUCUACGCCAAGCUGGUGCACGUCAAGGCCAACGUCGACGGCUUCAAGGUCGAAGGCGUCACGUUUCCCUCGGGCCGUGCCCAAGAGGCGCUCCUGCGGGACGUGUACGAGGAGGCCCGGGUGGACCCCCUCUCGGUGUCGUACCUUGAGGCGCACGGCACGGGCACCAAGGUGGGCGAUCCCCAGGAGUUGAGCGGCAUCAGAAACGUCUUCUGCGGCGAGGGACGCAAGGAGCCGCUCCUCAUCGGCUCCGUCAAGUCCAACAUGGGCCACUCCGAGUGCGCCUCCGGCAUCUGCUCGUUGGCCAAGGUGAUCCUGUCCAUGGAGACCGGCACCAUCCCGGGCAACCUGCACUUCAACGAGCCAAACCCGGCAAUCCCGUCGCUGAACGACGGCAGCAUUCGGGUGGUGGACCGACACAUGCCCUUCCCGGGGGGUCUGGUCGGGAUCGACUCCUUCGGCAUUGGAGGCGCCAACGUACACACCAUCCUGGAGGCAAACCCGGGCAACCACGUGGACUCCCUCCCCCGGGAGGAGCCCCAGCUGCCCCGGCUGGUGCUGCUUGCCGGGAGGACCCAGGAGUCGCUCAUGGCCACCCUGGACCGGCUGGAGGCGGACGGACCCUUGCCGGACUCAGCCUACGCCCUGCUCAACCGGGUCGGGCAGCCCAGCGUCAGCCAGUUCCCGUUCCGCGGGUACUCCGUGGUGGCCGUGGACGGCUCCCGCAGGCCCAUGAAGGGGAUAGAGCGUGCCCCGUCUGAGAAGCGGCCGCUGUGGUUUGUCUUCACGGGGAUGGGCUGCCAGUGGAACGGCAUGGCCCGCCAGAUGAUGCAGUUCGACGAGUUUGCCAACUCCAUCCGGCGCUCUCACGAGCUCCUGGUGCCCUUCGGCAUCGACCUCGUAGACCUGAUCACCAGCGACAACGCCAAAAACCAAACGAUGGUGUCUCCCUUUGUCUCCAUCGCCGCCGUGCAGGUAGCGCUGGUGUCCAUGCUGAAGGCGGUGGGGGUGCAGCCGGACGGCAUCGUGGGUCACUCGUUGGGCGAGAUCGGGUGCGGCUUUGCCGACGGGGGCUUCACGGCCGAGCAGGCGGUGCUGUGCGCCUACUGGUGGGGGCACUGCACGGAGCUGUGCAACCUGCCCAAGGGUGCCAUGGCCGCCGUUGGCCUCACCUGGGAGCAGGCGAAGCAGCGUUGCCGCGACGGAGUGGUCCCGGCCUGCCACAACGCGGAGGACUCGGUGACGGUGUCCGGCCCGGCCGAGGCGGUGGUGGAGCUGGUGGCACAGCUCAAGGCAGAGGAUGUGUCUGCACGGGAGAUGAGCAGCGUGGACGUGGCCUUCCACAGCCACUACGUGCAGCCCGUCGGGCCGGUCCUGCAGGAGGUUCUCGAAAAGGUGGUCCCCGAGCCCCGCCCCCGUACGGAGCGCUGGAUCAGCUCGUCGGUGCCGCAGAGCCGCUGGGGGGAGCCGCUGGCCCGGAACUGCUCGGCGGCCUACCACGUGAACAACCUGCUCUCGCCCGUCCUCUUCCGGGAGGCCCUGGAGCACGUGCCCAAAGACGCCAUCGUGGUCGAGAUUGCGCCACACUGCCUGCUGCAGGCCAACCUGCGCCAGGCCCUGGGACCGGAGGCAACCUGCCUGGGGCUGAUGAAGCGGGACGUGGUGGACGUGCCGGCCUUCUUCCUGACCUUGCUGGGCAAGCUGCACGCCAAGGGUGUGCCCCUGCAGCUGGAGCCCCUGUUCCCCCGGGUACCGUGGCCCGUGCCCAGGGCUACGCCCAACGUGGCUCACCUGGUCAGCUGGGACCACUCGGAGUCCUGGUCGGUGGCUACCUACAACGACUUCCCCACCUCGGCUCAAGUGAGUGUUGAAGUGGAGGUGUUUGACCUGGAGGCCGGGGAGAACGACGGCUACCUGGCGGGGCACCAGGUCGACGGGCGGGUGCUGUUCCCGGCCACGGGGUACAUGGUGCUCGCCUGGAAGUUCCUGGCCCAACGGUCGGGCAAGCCUUACACCCAGGUGCCGGUCAUCUUCGAGGACGUCACCCUGCACAGGGCCACCAUCCUUCCCAAGAGCGGCCCAGUGCGCCUCAUGGUGAACGUGAUGCGCGUGUCGGGCGAGUUCGAGGUGUGCGAGGCCGGCACGGUGGCCGCAAGCGGCCGCAUCUUCCUGGCCGAGGAUGGGCAGGAGCUCCUGGACCACGAGGCGCCCUCCGGGCCCCCGGAGACCGUGACCUUCGACCUCGACGCCGAAGACAUCUACAAGGAGCUGCGCCUCCGGGGGUACGAGUAUUCCGGAAGCUUCCAGGGCAUCCUGAAGGCCGACAUCCAGCACCCCUACGGCAAACUCAAGUGGGAGGACAACUGGGUGACCUUCCUGGACACCAUGUUGCAGUUCAGCAGUGUCAGAAACCCUGUGCGCUCGUUCAACCUGCCCGCCAGGAUCCACUCCUGCAAGGUGGAUCCGGCAGUGCAUGCCAAGGUCGUCUGCACUGUAGGAGACCAAGGAGUGGACGUGGUCUACGAGAAGUACCUCAACGUCUGCCGCGCCGGCGGCGUGGCCAUGGAGGGCCUCGAAGCAAACGUGGCGCCCCGCCGGGCUAUGCAACAGGAGCCGUUCCUCGAGGAGUACCAGUUCAUGCCGUACCUGGACGACGAGCCGGCCGGCCGCCAGCGCGAGGCCGCGGUCCGCGAGUAUGUCGAGGUCUGCUGCAACGUGGCCCGCCGCGUGCUCGAGUCGUGCGGCAAGAACAAUGCUGAGAUCUCGGACGUCAUAGGCGGGGUUUGCGAGGUGCCCGAACAGGUUCUCCACAAGUACCUGGAGAGCCUGGCCGAGAACCACGGGUUGUUGCGUGUCCUGGCCAGCGUCCAGAAAGAGGCCGAGAGUUCGGCGGGCUCGCUGGUGGCCACGGUCCAGUCGGUCCUGGCGGCCCACAAGGAGGACCUCGAGAGGGACCUGCUCAACACGGCCCUCCUGGAAGAAGACCCACUGCGGCACCUCCUGGACGUGGUCGUUGAGAACACCGGCGUCAAGAAGCUGAAAGUCCUCGAGAUGGCCGCGGAUGCGGGCCUUUUCCUCCUGGCGCCGCGGGUAUCCGCUCUCCUGUCGUUGUCCCACAUCCUCCUCAAGACGGACCUGACGAUCGCACAUCCGCAGCCGAAUUUCCUGACGGAAGAGCAAGUUCCGGAAGACGCCAAGAAGGUUGCCUGGGACGUGGCGUCUCCGUCGAGGACCGCCCUUCCCGAUGCUGACCUCCUGGUAGCCCGUGCCGCAGCCGGCAGCCAGGCGCUGGAGGCGCUCACGGACGCGCUCGCGGCUCAGUCGAGGGAGGGCGGCUUCGUUCUGCUGUCUCUGCGGACCGCGCUCACGCCCGCCGAGAUGUUCCUGUCGACUGUGGGCAAGGUGCCGCUCCGGGUGCACUCUCGAGACAUCGUCGAGGCUGCCUUCGGGAAGCGUGGCUUCCGGCUCGUGAGCCUCCGGUCCAACAAUGUGUCCGUGCUCCUGCUGUUCAGGAAGAGGCUGGCGACACCAGCCGGUGCAGAAAAGCAGGCGGUGAUCCGGGUCAGAAGUGGCGGGUUCGGCUGGGUGGAAGAAAUCAAAGCGAAGGCGACCGAGUACCAGGAGAGGCCGGCGGGCGAGAACAUCUGGCUGGUGGCCGAGGACGUGGGCUCCAGCGGGGUCGUCGGUCUCACCAACUGCCUCAGGCAGGAAACUGGAGGAGACCACAUCAGGUGCGUCUUCAAUGCCAGCCUUAAAGGCGGCGCAAACCCAGUGGCCGACUUCCAGCCGGCCAGCUCGCAGCACAAGGAGCUCGUGGAUCGUGACCUGGUCAUGAACGUCUACCGCGACGGAAAGUGGGGCUCCUUCAGGCACACCGUGACGCAGUCACGCCAAGCCCCCCGGCUGUGGACGGAGCAAGCGUACCUCGACAUGCAGAGCGUGGGUGACUUGUCGAGCCUGCAGUGGUACGAGAGUCCCCUGCAAUAUCGGCCGGCCUCGGACGACCGGGUACUGUGCAGCGUCUACUACGCGCCCCUCAACUUCCACGACAUCAUGCUGGCCACGGGCAGGCUGCCCCCUGACGCCCUCCCCAGCAACCUGGCGACGUCGAACUGCGUGCUGGGCCUGGAGUUUUCCGGGCGGGACCCCUCGGGGCGCCGGGUGAUGGGCUCGGUGGCGGCCGAGGGCAUGGCAACCGUCGUGGCGGCCGACCCGGGCUUCCUGUGGGGGGUGCCGGCAAACUGGAGCCUGGAGGAGGCGGCGACGGUGCCCGUGGCCUACUCGACGGCCUACUACGCCCUGCUGGUGCGGGGCGCCAUGCGUCCGAGGGAGGCCCUGCUGGUGCACUCGGGCAGCGGGGGCGUCGGCCAGGCCGCCAUCUCAAUCGCCCUCUCCAUGGACUGCACCGUCUUCACCACCGUCGGUUCCCAGGAGAAGCGCGAGUUCCUGAAGCGGCGCUUCCCACAACUGCAGGACCGCAACUUCGCAAACUCUCGGGACCUGUCUUUCGAAGAGCACAUCCUCCGCGAGACCGAAGGCAGGGGGGUGGACCUGGUGCUGAACUCGCUGUCCGAGGAGAAGCUGCGGGCGAGCGUGCGCUGCCUGGCCACCCACGGCCGCUUCCUGGAGAUCGGCAAGUUCGACCUGACCCAGAACAACGCCCUGGGCAUGGCCGUGUUCCUCAAGAACGUCAGCUUCCACGGCAUCCUGCUGGACGCCCUGUUCGGGGACGACCCCCGAGUGGCGGCGGACAAGCGCCGGGUGAUCCAGCUGGUGCGCGAGGGCAUCGCCUCGGGCGCCGUGCGGCCCCUGGACGCCGUCCGCUUUGCCCGGGACCGCGUCGAGGACGCCUUCCGCUUCAUGGCUUCCGGCAAGCACAUCGGCAAGGUGGGUGCUCGAGGUGGGUACCCCCACGCCGCUCGCCAGAUCGUUCUGGCCAGUGUUACCGUCGCGCUUUCUUCCUCCUACGACCGUCCCACCUGUCGCAAGAAAACUGUGCGGCCCGAGGAGCCUCAGCGGCAGACGGUGGCGCCCACGCCCCUCUCGUUGAAGGCCCACGCCCGCACCUACUUCUUCGAGGACAAGAGCUACGUGGUGACCGGAGGCCUGGGCGGCUUCGGCCUGGAGCUGGCCGACUGGAUGGUGGUCCGGGGCUGCCGCAGGCUGCUGCUCACGGCCCGCUCGGGCGUCCGCACGGGCUACCAGCGCCUCUGCCUGCACCGCUGGCGGCUGGCCGGCGCCAAGGUGGCGGUGAGCCGGGCGGACGCGGCCACCGAGGAGGGCGCCAGGGCGCUGCUGCAGGAGGCCGCCGCCCUCGGCCCCGUGGGCGGCAUCUUCAACCUCGCCCUGGUGCUGAGGGACGCCCUGUUGGAGAACCAGACGUCGGAGGCGUUCGAGACGGUGUGCCGCCCCAAGGUGGCCGGCACCCUGCACCUGGAUGCGGUGUCCCGGGAGCUGUGUCCCCAGCUGGACCACUUCGUGGCCUUCUCGUCGGUGUCGUGCGGCCGGGGCAACAGGGGCCAGACCAACUACGGCUACGCCAACUCCGUCAUGGAGCGCGUCUGCGAGAGGAGGGUGGCCGACGGACUGCCCGGCCUGGCCAUCCAGUGGGGUGCCAUCGGCGACGUGGGCGUCCUGCGGGAGACGAUGGGGGCGGACAUGAUGGUGGGCGGCACGGUGCCCCAGCGCAUUGCCUCGUGCCUGACGGUGCUGGACCACUUCCUGCGCCAGGGCCACCCCGUGAUCUCGAGCCUGGUCAAAGCCGACCUCUCCUCCGGGGCCAAGGCCAAGGACAAGCACGACCUCGUCCAGUCCGUGGCACACAUCUUCGGUGUGAAGGACCCCUCAAGCCUGAACCCCUCUCUGACCCUGGGGGAGCUGGGAAUGGACUCCCUGAUGGGCGUCGAGGUGAUGCAGACCAUCGAGAGGGACUACGACCUCAACCUGUCCAUGCAGGAGAUUCGGCAGCUCAGCAUCGGUCGACUCAAGGAGAUCGGCCAAGGGGCCGCGGCCGGAGACUCCACCGCACCCAAGGGGGCAGAGGACUCGUCGGUGUUGGAGGUUCCCCGGCUGACGCUGAUGGAGAAGCUGGUGCCGGACCAAGUGUCGGUGGAGAUGAAUGGGCGCCCCGGCGAGCCGGUGUUCCUGGUGCAUCCCAUCGAGGGCCACGUGGGAGCCCUCUACGAGCUGGCCCGGCAGCUGCCCGUGCGGGCCGUCGGGCUGCAGCGCACGCGCGACGUGCCCACACGCAGCAUAGAGGAGCUGGCCUCCAUUUACCUCCAGCGGCUCGUGGAGGUGCAGCCCCAGGGGCCGUACCACAUUGUUGGCUACUCGUUCGGCGCAACGGUGGCCUUUGAGAUGGCGGUGCAGCUGCAGGGGGCGGGGGCGGGGGCCCCCGUGGGCAGCCUGGUGCUCCUCGACGGGUCGCCCAACUACAUCGAGGUCCAGACGGUGCACCACCGCAUCCAAUUCACCGACGCCAACGAGGAGGAGGCCACUAUCCUCUGCACCUUUCUCAUGCAGUACCUCGACAUCGACUUCCUCCAGGACUGGGCGAAUAACUAG
Messenger RNA from Ixodes scapularis (black-legged tick), 7294 nucleotides. Its product is annotated as fatty acid synthase-like. The record is from RefSeq and is a predicted model, not a curated record. Gene Ontology annotation, biological process: fatty acid biosynthetic process. Gene Ontology annotation, molecular function: phosphopantetheine binding; oxidoreductase activity; fatty acid synthase activity. Lineage: Eukaryota; Metazoa; Arthropoda; Arachnida; Ixodida; Ixodidae.